This is a messenger RNA of Pocillopora damicornis (cauliflower coral), 1758 nucleotides long. Its product is annotated as thrombospondin-1. Lineage: Eukaryota; Metazoa; Cnidaria; Anthozoa; Scleractinia; Pocilloporidae. The record is from RefSeq and is a predicted model, not a curated record.
UAUAUUAAAAAAUGGUCAAGUUGGUAGUUUUGGUGACGGCGGUAGCUCUGAGUAUCUGCUUCUUUCUCCAAACUUCAGAAGCAAAACGUCCUGCCGGGCAAGGAUUUUGUUUCCAGAGGUACAACCAAAAAACUGGAGAAUGCAAGAAAAGAAUGAAAGUAUUCAAGCAACUGAAAGGCGAUUGUUGCUCAAAUGGCGGCGGAGGAUGGAGCUCUAAAAAAAAAGACAGAACAAGAUGUGAGCCUUGUAAGACUUCUAAUAAAGUAACAAGUUACUGGGGACCCUGGAAUGCGUGGAGUAAAUGCAACGCGACGUGUGGUCCUUCAUUUGAAGUCCGUAACAGAACAUGCAUCUCUAAGGGAAAGCCAAACUGCAAGGGAUCUGGAGAGGAAUGGAAACGCUGCAAGACACCACCCUGUCCAAUCGAUGGUGGUUGGUCUGACUGGGGUAACUGGACAAGGUGCUCGGUGACUUGUAGGAAUGGCACACAAAUACGAACUAGGACCUGUACCAAUCCUCCUCCGCAGUUUAAUGGCAAAGAGUGUCAGGGGAAACUGGAAGAUGGAAGAUCUUGUAUGGAACAAGAGAAAUGCCCGAUUGACGGGGGCUGGGGCGAUUGGAGCGCAUGGUCAGGAUGUAGUUUGACGUGUGGAAUUGGAACAAGACAACGUGAGCGAAAGUGUGACUCACCAAAACCUCAGUAUGGUGGCCAAAUGUGUAAAGAAAGUGAAAGACUUGAUAUAAAACAUUGCAGGGAACAAAAAUGCCGAGAAGAAUUCUCAGGAUCCGGUUCAGGAGAUGGCUGGGAAAGUGGUGAUGGAUCAGGAUCCGGCUCUGCGGGGUCUGGGUCUGGGUCUAGGGCAGACGACGGGUGGGGGGUAGGUGGUAGAAGGAGAAAGAGAGCCUGGAGCGAUGAUGAAGACUUACGAUGAGUGACAGAUGUUACGUCUACGUUGGCAACGUCCUCAAGAGUUCCUUUAUAGAGUAGUUAAGCGAUCGUUUCAUUUCUUAUAAUUUUAUAAUGAAAAUGUUACGCUUUUAAAAAUUAGGGAGGGAGUGGAGAGUCGCCGAUGAUGAUCCGCCAAAGACGUAGCAAAGGGUCAUUCAGAGUUUUUUUUUUCCUUGAAAAUUUGCCAACCAAAUGGUGCAAAAGAUUUGCAGUAGUGCGUUAGACGUAGAGCUGAUGAUUAGAAAAGGUUUUAGCUUCUUAAGUUAUUUUUUUUCUUUAGAAGAGAGAUAUAAACUAUGAGUCAAAAUAUCAACAUCCGUCAGAAAAGUAAUCAAACAUUUGAUGUCUUCAAAAUGUUUUAACUUGUAACCAGAGACUGAGAUUUUGUCGUUUUGAAGGAAAUGGUACAAGUUUCUCGAUAAAUUCUACUUUGCCAUUGAAACUUUAGUGAAUUUGAUACUUUUUCGGUCAGAACUGAUUGAGCAAUAACGACUUAUCCAAAGUAAUAAAACUGAUGAAAUCUAAGAAUUCAUCUCAGAGUCUAAUAGUCAGAAGUUGUUAGAAAAAUAUGAAUAUUUAGAAUACUUGGUUAAGAAUAUUUGACUAAGGUUCACUAAUUAGGUGAAGAUUUUAUCUAUCUUCAGAAUACGAGAGGAGUCGGGAAUCAGGAGCUCGUUACAGUCUGACGAAGUUUGAUAUAAGCUUCACUGAAUUAUUUUUAUAAGGUUUGCGUGAGUUUCCCUCGUAUAAUCAUGUUCCUACUGGUUACGUUUUUGAAGUUCAAAUAAAUAAAAUAUUUUGGCAAAUUA